AUGUCUCUCAUCGGAAAGGUCGCUCUCAUCACCGGUGCUUCUAAAGGAAUUGGCCGAGCCACAGCCCUACGCCUCGCCAAGGACGGAGCCAACGUGGUAGUGGGAUAUAACUCGAACCCCGCAGCAGCCGACGAGGUUGUGAAUCAGAUUGGCACCGACAAAGCGAUCGCAAUCCAAGCCGAUGUAGGCGAUGUCGACGAAAUCACAUCUCUCGUGGAACAAACUAUCCAGCGCUUUGGCAGGAUUGAUCUUCUUGUCCCCUGCGCUGGCAUUAUGACCCUGACUACACUUGAACAAACGACCGAGGAGGCCUAUGACAAAAUGUUCGCCAUAAAUGUUAAAGGACCCUUUUUCUUAUGCCAGAAAGCCGUUCCGCAUAUGGGCCCCGGGUCACAUAUUGUUCUCUUAUCUACAACACUCUGUGCUGCCUCAACUGUCACGCCUGUCUACUUGCCCUAUGUUACAAGUAAGGGCGCAGUCGAGCAGAUGACUAGGGUCCUGUCCAAGGAUGUCGCUCGCAAAGGAAUCAGUGUUAAUUGUGUGGCUCCCGGCCCUACUGCCACCGACCUGUUUAUGCGAAAUCAGUCCGAGCAGACGCUGAAUUUUUUGAAAAACGCCAAUCCUAAUGGAAGGAUUGGAGAGACUGAGGAUAUUGCUGAUAGUAUUGCGUUUUUGUGUAGUAGUGAUAGUCGCUGGGUGACAGGACAGACACUUCGAGUGAAUGGGGGGAUGGCAUAG
Penicillium arizonense is the source of this 738-nucleotide messenger RNA. RefSeq lists its product as uncharacterized. The record is from RefSeq and is a predicted model, not a curated record. The coding region runs from base 1 to 738 and encodes 245 amino acids. The transcript is spliced from 2 exons. Lineage: Eukaryota; Fungi; Ascomycota; Eurotiomycetes; Eurotiales; Aspergillaceae. Gene Ontology annotation, molecular function: oxidoreductase activity.